This is a messenger RNA of Perkinsus marinus ATCC 50983, 1782 nucleotides long. RefSeq lists its product as hypothetical. The record is from RefSeq and is a predicted model, not a curated record. Lineage: Eukaryota; Perkinsozoa; Perkinsida; Perkinsidae. Bases 1 to 1782 code for a protein of 593 amino acids. The transcript has a single exon.
AUGCCUAUGACUGUGGAGUUUAAUUCCCAACAGAGUGAUCGCGAUGGAGAUAAAGACAUGGUGACAGCUGUGGCAGAGGCAAAGACGGCACAAGGGUCAGCUACGAUCGAGACUCUAGAGAUAGCUCGUCAGAAAGAGCUAUUCAAGCUCCGUGUGGAACGUGGCAGGGUCCAGGGAAGGGUGAAUGAUGUCAGGGAAAUGAUGAAGAAUAUCAUCGUACCGGACGAAGGAGAUCCCCCCGAAGAGCUUAUGAGCUUGGCUUCACGUGAAUCACUGCAUCUGGAUCGUUUGCGAAGAAUCCAAGCGGAUAUUGACGAGUUGGAGGGGGCCGCACUAGCAGUGGCUCUUCGAUCUUCACAUGGUGGAUCCAGUGUGAGCUCGAAAGCAUCAAAGCAACUACAUAAACAGUCAUCGAUAGGCUUGUUUUCCAUCAAGGGCUCAGAUGGGAUUGAACAGGACGUGGAUCCGAACUCUCCGGCGAGGGCAUCAGUCCCACCACGAGGCGAUUCGGCGCCAGCGGUCUUGUAUGCAAUACCUCCGUCCCAAUCACAUGUGGAUGUGGGAACCUCGAUGGCCUAUGCGCCUUUGACGAGGAGCGGGUUUCACAGUGGGGUGCCAUGUCGAGAGAUAUCGAGGGCUCAUAUACUCUCAUCGCCACCGAGUGGGGAUCUGACAGUGACAGGAACUGCACAUCGGCCACAGCCAGGAGAUGGCGCUUAUGAGCUGAGAGGUGCCUCGGGUCCUAAAGGGAUGGAUCCGUCCCGGUUGAAGCUUCCCAAAUGUACUGAGGCUCUAGAACUCGCGGCCCAUUUUGAUGUCUGUGAGAACAUCUUCGUGGAGGCAAGGAUCGGUAUUUUUGUGGGCGAAGGUCAAGGCCGACAAUUCAGACCUUAUGGUGAUGUACACGUCUCGUGUAUCGAAGCCUUCUUGAGGACUUUGCCGGAUGGUGCCAUACAGAAUAGUGCCAAGAGAGCAGCAAGGAAGCUCGGAUGGUCAUGGGAACAUGUCCGUCACAGUGUCAUUAGGCGAUAUGGGCGAAGAUCGGCCAUAGUCGACGAGUUGGCAAAACUUCUUCGACAACUUAAGUUCUCCUCCCCAGUGGAGGUCGAUGCCUUUCUGGAGAAGUGCGAGGCAAUCAUGCAUGCUCUGGAGGCAGCCUAUGGCCAAGAUAGGAGUGAGACACGUCGAGUAGUGAAGCACAUCAUUGGCACUCUACCACCGCGCAUUGCCACCGAGGUCAUUAGGGAGAUCAAGCAGACGGUGGGCUUGGCCUCGGCUAUGUCGAGGAGGAUGGCGAUGGACUGUGAUUGGGAGAUUCUACUACCAUUUGUGCCAAGCUUCGACCCUAGCCAUGCGGAGCAGAUGUCCGUCAGUGAUAUCAUUCGGGACGUAUGCCGUACCAUAGAGAGUGCUGAUCCGUCAUCGCAAUCAGCAGAUAGGGUCGCUUAUGCUGAUGAGAAGAAGGCACGGGAAGGGAACUCUCAAGUAGCGACCCAGAAGGAUGGCUCCAAAGGAAAGAUUCCAUUGGACUCGUGGGCGAAGGGAUACGCUCUCGUGUACGUGAUCCGGUCACAGUCAUCGGAGAAGAGGCUCGACUCGGAGGCGAUAAAACGGGAGCUCGAUCCAGACAUUAUCAAGUUCAUUAGGGGCAAGAAGCAACCAUUAGCAUUGAUCGGGUACACGGAAGUGACGAAGGGAAAGGCAGCGGUGGAGAAGAGCUCAGCCAAGCAGGAGUACUCCAUCCGUCCGUUCCAGUUCCGAGCUCGUUCGGGAAACGAGUAA